AUGCAUCGCAAAGCUCUGAAGGAGUCGCUCGAGUCCUGCUCUGCUGCCGUGAAACUGGAGACAAAAAAGCACUGCCUUCUGUCCAGGACGAGCUUCCCCAUCCCGGUGCCUACCCUCCGCAAGUUGGUCAGGGCUGCGGGGCUGGGCUGCAUUGCUGAGAUCUCCAUUGGAGUGGUGCCUCCUGUUCCGGAAUGUAUGCCAGUUUUUCCUAACAGAUUUCUCGCCAUUUUGUCUGGGCAGGACUUCUUCGUGAAUUCACGCGGAAACAGGCUCUUCACUUGCAUGUGGACACCGAGGAAAUCGGAGUGCAAAGUUUUGAUCUUUAUCUGCCAUGGAUACGGAGCCGAGUGCAGCAUAUCCAUGGGAGACACAGUCGCUCGAUUAGUACACCGUGGAUACGCUGUUCACGGAAUCAACCACGAGGGCCACGGCAAAUCUUCAGGCUCGAAAGGCUACCUAUCGAGCUUCGGCGACGUCGUCAGAGACUGCUCGGACAAUUUCAAGAGUGUCUGUGAGAAGCAGGAGAACAGGCUGAAGAAGAGGUUCCUCUACGGCUUCUCCAUGAGAGGAACCGUGGUGCUUCAGCUCCACAGGAAGGAUCCUCUCUACUGGGACGGUGCCGUGCUGCUUGCCCCAAUGUGCAAGGUCCGAUCGUUAACGCACUGA
Molecule: messenger RNA, 666 nt
Organism: Zea mays
Lineage: Eukaryota; Viridiplantae; Streptophyta; Magnoliopsida; Poales; Poaceae
Product: caffeoylshikimate esterase-like
Exons: 4
Coding region: 1-666 (221 amino acids)
Source: RefSeq, a predicted model, not a curated record